CUUAAACAGAACUGGUUAGACUAUCUCACUUUUCCUUUACCUGAUGAAACUGAGACUACAAAUUUGGGUGGAGAUGAUUUGACCCGGAAUAAUGCGGGCUCCAAUUGGGUUAUCGGUAUUGACCCUGAUGUUUCUGGUGCUUUGGCACAAUUGAAAAUUGAUGAGUCUGGUUGCUCUGCUCAGGUGUUUGAUUCUCCUCACUUGAAAGUAAUGGUUGGAAAACGAAUUCGAAAGCGGUUAGAUGGUACAACUGCAUAUGUAGAACAAUCAGCCCCAUUCCCGCAAGAUGGCAAACAGGGAUGGUGGAGUGGAGGAUUUGGUUAUGGAUUAUGGAUCGGGGUGUUAGUUGCCUCAGGUUUCUCAGUAGUUCCAGUAAUAUCAAUGACAUGGAGGAAUGGAUUUGAACUAGCUGGAGGCAGGUCUGCUAAGGAAGAGCUGAGGCUUUGCUCAUUGCUGCAUAUGGAAAUGGCAUGAAGUUGAACUCAUCUUCUGUCUUAGAGGUGUUGCCUUAAAAGUCAAAUAGCUUAAAGAAUUUCGCCUGUGAAAUGUCCUCUAAUCCAUGGAGUCAGAAGAAACGUAGAGGGGACAAAAUUCUUGAAGAUACUCUUUGAAGGCAUCUGAUAAAAACAAUUCUUUUAGAGGGUCAUACAUUCUAUGGUUUAGCAUAAUGGAAAAUUGUUGAAUGGAAAUAGAAAAUUCACAUGAAAGAAGCAUUGUUCUUCUCUCUGAGCUAUAUAUCAGAACGGGUAUGUAUGAUAUUAAUCAUAUGUGAAAUGACACCUGUUACAAGUACAGAACUCUGUGUUUCAUUCUCUGGUCUUUGGUGGAGUUGUGCUAAUUUUGUAAAAGCGAAGCCUGCUAUGGCGAGAGAUGGUGAGGCCGUUUGUUUAUCACUGAGA
Molecule: messenger RNA, 899 nt
Organism: Populus euphratica (Euphrates poplar)
Lineage: Eukaryota; Viridiplantae; Streptophyta; Magnoliopsida; Malpighiales; Salicaceae
Exons: 5
Coding region: 211-474 (87 amino acids)
Molecular function (GO): crossover junction DNA endonuclease activity
Source: RefSeq, a predicted model, not a curated record